Molecule: messenger RNA, 2418 nt
Organism: Geosmithia morbida
Lineage: Eukaryota; Fungi; Ascomycota; Sordariomycetes; Hypocreales; Bionectriaceae
Product: tuftelin-interacting protein 11
Exons: 1
Coding region: 1-2418 (805 amino acids)
Biological process (GO): spliceosomal complex disassembly
Cellular component (GO): U2-type post-mRNA release spliceosomal complex
Molecular function (GO): nucleic acid binding
Source: RefSeq, a predicted model, not a curated record
AUGGACUCGUCUACGCGUCCCUUUGCACCUUCGAGGCUCAACAAGACGACAGCCGCCGACUACUCAUCAUCAGCUUCCGAAUCCGAGGACGAGUACCGCAUCCCAGGUGUAGACCCGGAAGACGAUGACUUUGGUGACUUCAACCCCCGUAAGAAGCGUCGACUAGCGGACAGCAACAAGGAGAAGGCCGCGUUGGGUAUCUUUGCCUCGGACAGCGAGGACGAGGGACCCGGCAAGAAGUGGAAGAAGAAGAACCUGCGCAGCCGGGGCAUGAAUUUUGUAUCCAAAGGCGCCGAGCAGGCUGAGGGGAGCAGCGACGAAGGCGACGAUGACGAAGACAACCGGCCCGUGCUCGGAAACGGAUCUAUGAACCCGUCCUUGGACGAGAAAGACGAUGACGACGACGACGAAGAAGACGAGGACGAGGAAAGCAGCCGUGGUGCCGGCCUUGGGUUCGGCAGAGGCACAGGCGGGUCAGGCAUGCGGCCGCGGAUGACGUUUCAAAAGGCAGCCUCCGCCGACACCGCCCCCUCGCUACCCAAGACCAAGUUUGACGGGCCCGGUGUCCUGGGGCAAGGCUUUGUCCCGUCUUCUGCGCAUGAGCCCGUGUUGAAGGAUCCUAACGGUGGCAAGUCGCCCCCACGAAAUAAACCCCAGCUGAGCUCCUUUGGCGCUAAGAGCAAGGGCAAGGGCAAGGCGAUGGGCUUCGGUGCCAAGAUGAUGGCCAAGAUGGGUUACGUCGACGGCCAGGGUCUCGGUAAGGAGGGGCAAGGACGGAAUGUGAUUGUCGAGGCGAACCUGCGGCCCCAGGGAGCCGGUCUGGGAGCCGUCAAGGAAAAGUCUAAGCAGGAGCGUCAGGAGGAGAAGAGGCAGGCCAAGCUGCGCGGCGAGGUGGUCGUCGACUCGGAUGAGGAGGAGGAGAAGAGGCGGCGCAAGAGGAAGGCGGCGGCCAGGAACAAGACGAUUGCCGGGGCGUUUGACAGCGUCACGGGUAGCAGCACAUCGCGCAAGUCCAAGACCAGGUACCUCACGGCCGAGGAGCUCAAGGCCUCGGCACCGGGCCUGCACAUACCCGACGCAUUCACCCCGAUACUGGAUAUGACGGGCCCCGGCGGCAAGAUGCUCACGUCGGCCAGCGGCAUCAUGACGCCCGCGGCCGGCGGGGUUCCCGAAUCGACCGAGGUCAUCGAGGCUCGCAAGCUGGUCAAGCGCGCGCAGGCGGACCUCAUGGCCUUCUCGGAGGAGUGGCGCAGCCUGUCGGAGCGUAAAGCGUGGGUGGACUUGGAGCUGAAGGGGCGGGAGAAGGAGGUGGAGGACCUGCGGAGUGACUUUGAGAAGCUCCAGGUCUUCUCGGACCUCGUCUCGAAGGAGCUCGUAUCGGCUACGGAGUGGGACCAGGUCAUCGGGUGUCUACGGAAGCCCGUCGAAGCCGGGGCGGCGACGGCGGACCUGGUGGACAUCGCCGUUGCGGCUAUCCACCCGUUUCUACGCGAGGCUGAGUGGGACCCGCUCCGGGAGCCGUCCAAGUUCUCCACGGACCUCUCCAGCAUAUCGGGCCUGCUGAUCAGGUCGUCCGCCCCCGGAGCCGUGAGCAAGUGGGACACAGUGCCGGCCACGAACGAGGACGACGUGUACCGUGCACACCACCGGAAGACGACGCCCUACGAGAGCAUGAUGUACAAGAUCUGGCUGCCACGCGUGCUCUCAGCCAUACGAUCGUGGGACCCUCUAGAGCCCACAGCCAUGCUCACCCUGCUGGAGAGCUGGACGGACCUCCUCCCCCCCUUUGUGCGCGCACAGGUCGUAGACAAUGUCGUGCGCCGCCUCGAGGCCGCCCUGUCGGACUGGAAUCCCAAGAAGAGGAAGCAGCGGCAGGGCCACGACCUUCCGCAUACAUGGCUGUUUCCCUGGCUCCCCUAUCUGCCGGCAUAUCACCUCGAUCCCAAGGGAACAGGCCUCGUGUCAGGCGUCAAGAGGAAAUUCCGCCAGCUCACAGGCGCAUGGGAGUACGAGAGAGGCGUCGUCCCGGGACUGACGAAUUGGAAGGAGGUCCUGGGCGACGACGAGUGGCGGCGACUGACCAUGUCGCACGUCCUCCCCGCCAUGGGACGCUACCUCCGGGCCAACUUCCGCGUCGACCCAGCCGACCAGGAACCCUACCUGCCUGCGCUCACGGGCGUGCUGAAGUGGGAAGGCGUUCUGGGGAAGCGGGCGCUCGCAGAGGUGCUGGCGCAGAACGUGCUGCCCAUGUGGAAUGCCAAGCUGGAAGAGUGGCUGGCACUCGGGGCCGAGGCGGAUCUCGCAGAGGUGGCGGAGUGGUAUGGCUGGUGGAGGGGGGUGCUCCUCAAAGACUUUGCUACGUCCGAGGAGGUUUGUGGUGAGCUGGAUAAGGGGCUCAGGGCUAUGAAUGUGGUAUGA